Molecule: messenger RNA, 936 nt
Organism: Aegilops tauschii subsp. strangulata
Lineage: Eukaryota; Viridiplantae; Streptophyta; Magnoliopsida; Poales; Poaceae
Product: F-box protein At5g07610-like
Molecular function (GO): protein binding
Source: RefSeq, a predicted model, not a curated record
AUGGCAAAGCGGUCCAGGAAGAAGAAGCAGCAGCCGGCGGAGAACCUUCCCGACGAUCUCCUCGUGGAGGUCCUGGCGCGGGUGCCCUACAGAUCGCUCUGCCGCUUCAAGUGCGUGUCCAAAGCAUGGCGCGCCCUCUGCUCCGACCCCGGCCUCCGCCGGAAGAGGUCGCCGCAGGCCCUAUCGGGCUUCUUCUGCUACGCUCGCGGCGGCUGGAAGAACAAGCUCCGCUUCCUCAACCUGUCGGGCCGAGGCCGGCCCCUCGUGGACCCCGGCCUCCCUUUCCUGCGCGGCGCGUGGGACGGGAGCGUCCAGACCGUGGACUGCUGCGGCGGCCUCCUCCUUUGCGAGUGCUGGAAGAGGUCGUGUACGACCAGCUCCGACGCCGACGCAGAGUACCUUGUGUGCAAUCCAGCUACGGAGGAGUGGACUGUCUUGCCUGCUCUCGAGGAGCUGCUUCAGCCGAGGAACAUCAUCCGUCUGGGUUUCGACCCGGCCGCUCCCUCCCGCUUCGCCGUGUUCGUGCUCGUGCGGGACGACGGGAUCACCAGAGUGGAGAUCUUCUCAUCGGAAACCGGAAGGUGGACUUCCAAGGAGAGCGAAUGGGGCGACCUCACCAGCGUGGUCGAUCAUAAUGGUUCACUCUCUCUCUUCUUCGGUGGCACGCUGCAUCUAACUACCCACGAUUCUUCGGUGAUCAUGGUGGAUGCGGAAGGGAAUACUUGGCGGAAAAUCCGAAUGCCGCUCACCGUAGCAGACACCUCCGAUUAUGGUUAUAUUGGGCAAUCUCAGGGACGCCUGUAUGCAAUGCAUAUGGAUUACACUAAUGGUAAUCGCCAGCUCUCAGUCUGGGUUCUUGAAGAUUAUGCCAGUGGGCAGUGGACUCUGAAGCAUACCGCCAGCAUGUCGGAAUUGAUAGGCCAUGAUGAGUUGUGA